Messenger RNA from Petromyzon marinus (sea lamprey), 4068 nucleotides. Lineage: Eukaryota; Metazoa; Chordata; Hyperoartia; Petromyzontiformes; Petromyzontidae. The record is from RefSeq and is a predicted model, not a curated record.
CCCCUUCUUCUGCGACAACUCCUCCUCCUCCGCUCCUUCAUCCUUAGACUUGAGUAAUUCUGGAUGACUGGGAAUGUUGGCUUUUCUCUCUCUGUCUCUUCUCUCUCUCUCCCUCUGUCGAUGACAGUCGACCUGUCGUGUUCUUUGAAGGCACGCGCUCAACCAGAAGCUCAACGUUCUUGCUUUCAAACCUCAACGCGCUUGUCAAUUUGCUCGCCCAGUGAAUUGCUUUAAAAGAAAUUGUAAGUUAAUUUAUUUUUCAUUCACUGUUCGUGUGUGUGUGUUCAAGUAAAUUAUAUCGUAAAUUAUUAUUUUAUUACCAAACUACUGAUAAAGGGAACAAAAGUCGACGCGACGAGAAGUCGAGGCCGUGUUUGGUGAAGACAACUUCACACGGGAGUCCACUUCGGGUCAAGAGAGUGAGGAGGUCGGGCAAGAAGCGUUUCCGAGGCAACAGAGCGGCGGACAUUUUCGUCGUCGCCCGCACACCCACGGAGGAGGCCGGAAGAUGGGGCGGAAAAAGAUACAGAUCGCCCGGAUAACGGACGAGCGCAACCGACAGGUGACGUUCACGAAGCGUAAGUUCGGGCUGAUGAAGAAGGCCUACGAGCUGAGCGUGCUGUGCGACUGCGAGAUCGCGCUGAUCAUCUUCAACAGCGCCAACAAGCUCUUCCAGUACGCGAGCACCGACAUGGACAAGGUGCUGCUCAAGUACACCGAGUACAACGAGCCGCACGAGAGCCGCACCAACUCCGACAUUAUCGAGACCUUGAAAAAAAAGGGGCUGAACGGCUUUGAUAGCCCGGACUCUGACCCGGAAGACAAUCUCGGCAGCUCUAAUCGGAAGGAGCAGCGAGGCGGGGAAGACAGUCCCGAGCCCGACGUCUCUUAUGUUUUAACCCCGCGCACGGAGGAAAAGUAUAAAAAAAUUGACGAGGAGUUCGAUAAUAUGAUGCGGAAUCACAGGUUGGCGCCCUCGAGCGUGCCGCCAGGCACAGGCAGUUUCCAGCUGCCGGUGGCCGUGCCGCUGUCUAACCCCGGCAACACGCUGGUGUACGGCAGCCCCGGGGGCACGCUGGCACAGCACGGGGGGGGGCCAAUGCUGCCGCCCCCGCAGGCCGUCAGCCUGCAGAGGAACACCGUGUCUCCCGGUGUUCAGCAGCGCCCGCCCAGCGCCGGCAACCCUGGAGGCAUGCUGGGGGCAGAACUCGUCUCAGGCUCUGGUGCAGGCGCCAGUCCCAUAGGUAACGGAUACGCAGCUGCGGUGGCAGCCUCGCGGGCAUCGCCGGUGCUCAUGGGGUCCCCGGGAUCGGGCUCCGGAUCCGGAGGGAUGAGCCGAUCCAUGGCCGCAAAGUCUCCGCCGCCGCCCUCACAGGGACAAGCUGGAGGACAGCAGCAGCAGCAGCAACAACAGCAGCAACAGCAGCAGCAACAGCAGCAGCAACAACAGCAGCAGCAGCAGCGCAAUAAGCCAGACCUGCGUGUUGUCAUCCCGUCCAACAGCAAGGGCAUGAUGCCCACUCUGAACCAGCGACUGAACAGCUCACAGGUGACCCAGUCCCUGGCCACUCCGGUGGUUUCCGUAGCAACGCCCAGCAUACCUCCACAGGCGCUCUCGGGGUAUCCGUCCGCCAUGCCCACGGCCUACAACACAGACUACUCCCUCGCAGAGCUGACCGCUCUGACGGGUCUCAACUCGCCCGGCACCCUCCACCUGGGCUCCGUCACGUGGCAGCAGCAGCAGCUGCACAACAUCCCGCAGAGCAUGCUCAACCAGCUUCUGAUGAACCCGAGCAGCGGAGGGCUGACGGUGAACACCAACAUGAGCGUGAGCGUCAAGUCGGAGCCCGUGUCGCCCCCCAAGGGCGGCGUCGUCUCAUCGGCCAUGUUCCUGGUGGCGGGCGGCGCGCAGGGAGGCAGCGGCGGGGGUCCCGGCGACCCCACAGGCGCCACGUCGCGAUCCCCGGGGCCCGGCGCCACCGGCGACAGCCUCAGCAGCUCGGGCAGCUCGUACGACGGGGGCAGCGAUCGCGAGGAUCUUCGCAACGUCGGCGGCGGCGGGGGCGGGGGCGGCGGAGGGGGCGGAGAGUUCAUGGGCUCGCACCACGCUGGGCACCACGCGGGGCACCACGGCGUCGGCAUGCUGCGCUCAUCGCCGGACCCCGGAGACGCUCAGGCGGCCAAGCGCCUGCGCAUAGACGGCUGGCCGCCGCGAUAAGGAGCUGCGACGCGCGGGCGACGCGCGCCGAUAGUCCCAUGAAACGAAACUAAAUAAUUAUAUAUACGUACACACACACACAUAUAUAUGAGGUUAAGGAGAGAAUACACUUUACUAAAUUCGUCGUACAUUUUUUUUCUUUCGUUUUCAAAACUCGCCAUUUCAACGUUGUUUUUUUCCUCUCUCUUUUUCCUGCACCUCUCUCUACCCCCCAGGGUUUGUUGAGAUGAAAAUUACGCAGUACAAAUCCACCAGUAUUUAGCGGUGUUCCGUGGUCUCCAGUUUUUUGUUGUUGAUGGAACACUUUAGUGCUAACGCUUGUACUUUUAAUUUUCGUUUAUGACAUGAACAUUUAAUUUCUUCAGCUCGGUGCUUUUUUUUUUUCCGAAGUUUUUUUUUUGAGCGCACACCCGCGAAACACGAUCUUAAAUUACAGUUAACCUCGUCGACUCUUAAUCGUGUCUCUCUUUUGACCGAUGUUUAUAAACGAAUUGCCAUUGUGGCUUUUUUUAUUUUUUAUUUAAAAGAACACCUUUUUUUUUACACGCAAAACAUUUGCACGUCAUAUCUGGGCUGGACUGCGCGACAGGAACACGUAGAACGAAACGCUUGGCAAGUUUCAGAAAGUAAAGCGGCUCCGGCUGUUGAAACGUUAUUCGGCUGCCUCUCCCGAUCCCAACGCAAGUGAAUUUUAGUUUCCGUGGCAGGAUUCUCUCGAAACUGCCUCCUCGCGAUAUUGUCAAUCAGUACCGAUUGCACUUCUCUUUGCCACUCUGGGCGUGCGGUCACCCCUCGCCCCGCUGUGCUCACAGUUCUCCCCGUUUCCCCUCCUUCCAUAGCCCCCUCCGGCACAGGUGCCCAGCGUCUGCACACUCUCCUUACCCCGCGAUAUAACUUAUCGUCCUCCCAAUGAUAUCGUCCUCCCAAUGACGGUGACGAUCAUGUUGUUGUUGUUGUUGAUGAUGAUGAUAAUGAUGACGGUGGUGACGCCUGUAUCUCAAUCAUGUUUUAGCGUUUUGUUUUGUUUUUUUUGUCUGCGGGUUGGUGUUUGGUGCAGUGCCACGGAGGCUUCUGGGUAAUCGUGACAAUUUAAAAAUGAUACCUUUGUCUGCGACAGCCUCGGCCGGAGCUGUUGUCUGUAGCGACGUCUUGCUUGUAGAUACUAAUAAUCGGAGCGGCGUCGAUAAAAUAGAUAAUAUACUGGUAUCUUCCACGAUAUCGUCUACGAUAAUGUAGUCCGACGCGAUUGUUGUCCAUUGCAGCUGUUAAGCGAAGCGGCUGCAGUAACACCUGCUGCUCACUGGUACACGCAAUAGAUUCGUUUCAGUACAAAAUAACCACAAUGAUUUCUUAAUUAUACUCCCCCCCCCCCCCCCCCCGUUUACAGUCAUCCGUUAAUCGUGCCGGAAGUAAAGGUGCGGUUGUUGUUUUGACUGUGUGGGUCUGUGCAUUAAUGGAUGUUCAAAUUUGGCAGGGUCCUGCUGUACUUGCAGAGUCGGGGUUGUUGUUGUUGUUCGUUUCGCUUUCGUCCGGUGCCCGCAGCACUUAACGCUCCGUAAGCUCUCAGCCAUAGCCGGCGCUGGCGUGGGGGGGGGGGGCCCUCAACGCUCCGCGAGACGACACCGCUCGACUCCCCCGGCGCAGAUCGGAUUCACUCGCACCGCAACGAACAAUGCGUCAGUUUUUACGAGUUUAAGAAAUAUAUAUACGUGAAAUAAAUAAUACAACAUAAUUAACAAUGCACUACAAAUACGCCGUUGUACAGUUUUAGCUAAUGUAUUUCCUAAAAUAAACUGGGUUUUAUUUUGAUUUUUUUUAAAAAGAACUUAUUAUUGUAUCGGUUGUUUAUA